Messenger RNA from Pelobates fuscus (common spadefoot toad), 6322 nucleotides. It is a transcript of the gene PDE6A, whose product is annotated as phosphodiesterase 6A. Gene Ontology annotation, molecular function: 3',5'-cyclic-nucleotide phosphodiesterase activity; protein binding. Gene Ontology annotation, biological process: retina development in camera-type eye; signal transduction. The transcript is spliced from 22 exons. The coding region runs from base 250 to 2850 and encodes 866 amino acids. Lineage: Eukaryota; Metazoa; Chordata; Amphibia; Anura; Pelobatidae. The record is from RefSeq and is a predicted model, not a curated record. Gene Ontology annotation, cellular component: photoreceptor outer segment membrane.
CCUUGCUAAGAAUCAUCUUACACGCAUUGUUCCAAAUCAGGCUUACAGCUCAGAGAAAGAAGAUGGCAUGAGAACAAUUUCUCCUUCCGUCCCCUGAAGGAGAAAGACCCAGGGGAUUCCUGGAUCUCCCUGGGUUUCCGAAAUUUUCACCCCUACCUAAUUGUAUUUUUUUGUUUCAGUUGGAUUCAGAGGCAUUUCCUGGUUAAAGUGCAGUGUGAUUUCCAUUGAGUUGAAGGAACAAUUCUCAUCAUGAGUGGGUUGUCGGAGGAGGCAGUGGAGAAAUUUCUGGAUACAAAUCCUGUCUUUGCUAAAGAAUAUUAUGACCUUAAAUUCAGGCCUGGGAUCAUAUCUGACCUGCUCAGCACCAACAAGACAAAUGUUGAUUUCUCCCAUUAUCAUUCUAUGUCCAGUGUGGAGGAGAGUGAGAUUGUGUUUGACCUCAUUAGGGGCUUUCAGGAAAACCUCAAUGCUGAAAGAUGUGUCUUCAGUGUACUCAAGAAGUUGUCUUUUAUUAUCCAGGCAGAUCGUAUGAGUCUCUUCAUGUAUCGCAUGAGGAAUGGUACUGCUGAACUUGCCACCAGACUUUUUAAUGUUAACAAAGAUUCCACCUUGGAGGAAUGUUUGGUAUCCCCAGAUUCUGAGAUUGUGUUUCCUUUAGAUACUGGAGUUCUUGGAUUUGUGGCACAGUCUAAGAAAAUAGUCAAUGUUUCAGAUGUCGCACAGGACGCACAUUUCUGCAGUUUUGUAGAUAAUCUUACAGAAUAUGCAACACAGAGCAUCCUCGCUGCGCCUGUGAUGAACGGGAAGGAUGUAGUGGCUGUCAUAAUGGCUGUUAAUAAGGCUGAUGGCAAUAGUUUCACCAAAUAUGAUGAAGAGAUGUUCCUUAAGUACCUCAAUUUUGCCAAUCUGAUACUCAAGGUGUUCCACCUGUCCUACCUACACAACUGUGAAACCAGAAAGGGUCAGAUACUUCUGUGGUCAGCCAACAAGGUUUUCGAAGAGCUCACCGAUAUCGAAAGACAGUUUCACAAAGCAUUUUACACAGUCCGCGCCUUCCUUAACUGUGACAGAUACUCUGUAGGACUUCUGGAUAUGACAAAGACUAAGGAAUUUUUUGAUCAAUGGCCAGUUCUUAUGGGUGAAGUUCCACCAUAUUCAGGACCAAGGACUCCAGAUGGUAGAGAAAUAUCCUUUUAUAAAGUGGUUGACUACAUAUUGCAUGGAAAGGAAGAGAUUAAAGUUAUACCGAACCCGCCUGCAGAUCAUUGGGCUCUAAGCAGCAAGUUACCCACAUAUGUUGCCGAAAACGGUCUUAUUUGCAAUAUCAUGAACACAGGAGCUGAUGACUAUUUUGAGUUCCAGAAAGGUCCUGUUGAUGAAUCUGGUUGGAUGAUUAAAAAUGUCCUCUCUAUGCCCAUUGUUAACAAAAAAGAAGAAAUAGUUGGGGUGAUGACAUUCUACAACAGGAAGGAUGGAAAACCCUUUGAUGAAAUGGAUGAAGUGCUCUUUGAAUCUUUGGCGCAGUUCCUUGGCUGGUCUGUCCUGAAUACUGACACCUAUGACAAAAUGAAUAAACUGGAAAACAGGAGGGAUAUUUACCAAGAUAUGGUCAGCUAUCACGUGAAAUGUUCAGACGAGGAACUGCAGAUAAUCCUGAAAACAAAGGAGGUGUAUGGCCGGAAGCCGGACGAGUGUGAGGAAGAAGAAUUGUAUGAAAUACUGCAAGAAGAACUUCCAGAUCCAGACCAGGCUGAGAUAUAUGAAUUUCACUUCAGCGAUCUGCCUGUUCCAGAACUUUACUUGGUUAAAUGUGCUAUUCAGAUGUACUAUGAGCUAGAAGUUGUCGACAAAUUCCAUAUACCGCAAGAGGUAUUAGUGCGGUUUAUCUUUUCUGUGAGCAAAGGAUACAGGAAAAUUACUUACCAUAACUGGCGGCAUGGCUUUAAUGUAGGACAAACAAUGUUUACUCUACUCAUGACAGGAAAGCUCAAACGCUAUUACACAGAUCUGGAAGCCAUGGCAAUGGUGACUGCAGCCUUCUGCCAUGAUAUUGACCACAGGGGCACUAAUAACCUGUACCAGAUGAAGUCCGGUCAUCCACUAGCAAAACUUCACGGAUCAUCUAUCUUAGAAAGGCAUCACUUGGAAUUUAGCAAAACAUUACUGAAAGAUGAGACAAUAAAUAUCUAUCAGAACCUGAACAGAAGGCAGUAUGAUCACGCAAUCCAUAUGAUGGACAUUGCAAUCAUUGCAACAGAUUUAGCUUUGUAUUUCAAGAAAAGGGCCAUGUUUCAGAAAAUAGUUGACCAGUCGAAAACAUAUGAAAGCGAGAAAGCAUGGACGGACUAUAUGAUGCUGGAACAGACUCGAAAAGAAAUAGUCAUGGCAAUGAUGAUGACCGCAUGUGAUUUAUCAGCCAUUGCCAAACCCUGGGAAAUACAAAGUAAGGUGGCUCUUCUGGUUGCUGCUGAGUUUUGGGAGCAGGGUGACCUGGAAAGGACUGUAUUGCAGCAAAAUCCCAUUCCAAUGAUGGACAGGAACAAAGCAGAAGAACUUCCAAAGCUUCAGUGUGGUUUCAUCGAUUUUGUCUGCACAUUUGUAUACAAGGAGUUCUCACGAUUUCAUCCAGAGAUACAGCCAAUGUAUGACAGGAUUUUAAAUAACAAGAAAGAAUGGAAAGCUUUGGCUGAUGAGUAUGAAGCAAAAAUGAAAGCUUUGGAGGAGGAGAGGCAAAAGAAAGAGGGUAUUCAGCCACAAAAAACAGGUCCAGCUGUUACAGGAAAAGAAAAUGGUGGAAAUGUCCCAGUGGGUGAACCAGCAACGCAGUCAAAAAGUUGUUCUAUCUUAUAAGACUGUAAAUAUGUAUUUUUUGCUCAAUAGGGUAUUGAUAACAAUUAUAUGGUACUCAUCUAGAACGGUACUGUGAUUUGUUAUAACUAAAUCAUUUUGCAUUACAUGUAAAAGGAUUUAAAAUUCAUAAUUACAACUAAAUAUCCGAUAAUGGCCUAGAUUUUACAUUUUUUGGUACGUUUUUCAAAUGAUUCAAAUCUGUUAAAGAAACUUUCCUUGGACUUUAUGGGUGACUUCUUUAGAUAAAUCAUUUGGAAAGUUUUCCAACAGAUUCUUUAUCAUUUGACAAGUCUAUUAAAAAUGUUAAACUGAGGUCAAUAUAUAUUUUAUAGAAUAAUGUGUAUAUAACAUGAUUUAAUAUUCAGAGGUAUAAUUACCAGACUGUUAACAACUCGGCUCAACUGAUUAAAGAGGCAAUAUGCUAAUAAUCCCUUCUGAAUCUGGGCUCAUCCCAGAAUCCUUUUUCUCAACCAUAGGAGUGCAGUAUGUAUCGUUCACCAUGCCAUCAGCUGGCCUUUGUCCUUUUCAAAAAGUUAACAUUCCAUUUAAUAUUAUACAUUAAAAGACAGAGGGUCUAGCAUAAUAUGUUUGAACUGGCCUGCAACAACAGCUGAUUAUGCCUUGGCUCAUGUAUUUCAUUUGCUUGAUGACAUGGCAUUUUGAGCAUGCUUCCAGGCUACUAUACGGUGAAGUAUUUUUAGACUGUAGGUAAACCAGCCACCUGUAUGUUGGAUUUUCCUGUUACCAGUGUUAGCAUGUCACAUGUUUGUUAAUGCCUAGGCUAUUGCUAAGCUCCCAAUUACUCAUAACUGGAUGAGAAACUAUUAUACAAAAGCUGUGAUGACAAGGAGCUGGUCCAGUUAUUCAACUUGACUUAAUUGGUGGGCUUGUUAGGGGAUCGGAAUGUCCAGAAUAUUGUUGUUGCAGUGUUUGAUUGUUAUAAUUCUACUAUGAUUUUAUAAUCCUAUAAAUGUACUUAGCUGGUAAGUGCUUCCCAUUCCAAAGUAUGUAUAUUUUUUACUUUUUUCUGGCAAUAAUCUUCUAACUAAAGCUAAAUAAGGACAUAUUUUAUUUGUGUGGAUUGAGUGGGACUGUGGUGGAAUGUUCAACGAGGUUUAUUUUUGUUGUUUUGGUUCAUCGGGAUAACAUACCUAAAAUUUUACAAGGGUAAAUAAAUGGUCACUUCAGUAGAGCCUUCAAUCACAGUGAUGUUUUGACCAAUUCGAAUGGCCGUGGCCAUAACUUAUUGGAAAUCUUGCUGUGAUUUGAGGCACCUAUAAAGUAUUAUUAAGCACCUUAGGGACGAGCCGUGGACUGUUUAUUUACUCUGCAUUUAUUGUCAUUAUCUCAAGACUGGCGUCAUUGCACCCUCUUAGUGACAUCAUCUGGAUAACAUGUAUCUGAAGUAAAAUCAGAUCACAGGAUAGAGAGACUAGAAGAACCAGGAAGCCAAAGGGUUUCAUUAAACCCGCAUGAUGAUAGUUAUGCUUCUGAUACCUAAGAUGCAAAUCAGUCCCCAUGUUAGAAAUACAUUGUUUGCUACAGCUAUAUACAUAGCUACAGUUAAAAACAUGCAGAGUAGCUACCAUUCUCUAUGGUUAAUUCUGACAUGUAAAGACAAAAGAAAUGCAACAAGAAAAUGUCAGAAAAUUAUGGCAACUUUUACUAGCCUGACUUAAAAAGUCCUCGAGCACCUGGCUGAGAUUAAUGAGAGCUGUACGAAUCCACACAUAGAAGGUUACUGCUUGCCUACAUCUGUAUGUUUUCUAAAAAUUUAAACGGUCACUAUAAACACAAUUUAGGUUCUGCCAGGUUAAUAAAGGUGAUUUAUUAACUUUUUCUCCCUCACCCCACCGGUCUCCAUGCUCAAGCUCUACCUCUUUGGUUGAGAUCAUCAAUGUUGAUUAUCUCAGCCAAUCCAAUGCUUUCCAAUAGGGAAGCAUUGGGAGUCUAGUGCGUAUGCAUGGCAAAACACUGCCCAGCACCAAUCAGAUUGUCUGCUGAGACCAUCUAACUAAAAUAACAGAAUUUUGCAUUACGAUGAAGUGUUCUGGGUGCCUAUAGUGUUCCUUUAAAUGUUUAUUAUUUGAACUAUUUCAUUUUACAGAGAUUGCGGUAUAAUGGGUUCUGUGCCGGUCAAAGAACAUAUUGCUACAUGAAGUACUGUAGAUAUACAUUACAUAAAAUAAUGUAACCAGAAGCUGCAAUGCAAUGUGCAACGUGUUAUCUAUGCAAUGCGACUAUACUCUUUUUUGAGGUAUCAUUAAAUAAAGCAUAAUGUAAGCAAAUAUUACAGGGCAUUUUAUCAGUUCUGUUUACUUUAUGAUAAAUAUAUUUUAAUGAAUAUCUAAGAAUAUGAAUGCAUAUAUAUAUAUAUAUAUAUGAGUAUGCAUAUGAGUGUGUGUGCAUGUGUGUGCGUAUGUGUGUGUGCACAUUUAUAUGUAGGUGUACAGUAUAUUGUCAUGCAAAGGGCAAGCAUAUUUAAGAAAAUUUACAAAUGCAUAGUGUAAUGAUAGAAUUAGGCCAAGUGGUAUCUGUAAUAUGUCCCAAGUUCUUUUGAUUGUAUGAUGCCAACACUUGUUCAGUAUGUAUCGCUUAUAAUCUGAAGCAAAAUUGAGAAUUUUAGGAAUGAUUUAUUAAAUGCACAGUAAACUUCAAGAUAACAGAGCUGUGAUGAAGCAUCAUCUGAAAACAAUGAACAAUCUAUCGUAUAAUGUUUUGACAUAACAUUUGGUACUUGGCAUCAAUAUGAACUUCAUUACUACAUUUGGCAUUGAGCAUGAAGCCCACAUUGUACCACUCAUGGCUAAUCUGCUGAAGUUUAAGCACAGUACAAUUUGUCAGUUGCAUUGACUUGUCAUAUGUAUUUAUAAUAGAAAGCUAGAUUUUGCCCUCAUUGUUACAAUUUUUGUUUCUUUUUCUAACAAAUUAAAAUGCACGUUUUAAAGUUGAACCACACCAAGAAACUUGUCUUGAUUGUCUGUCUGUCUGUCUGUCUGUUUCAUUUAGUUACUUAUUUUUACCAAGUUAGCAAGGGAGGGAAAACUCAGCAUUUAAAGUAAUAUACAUGCAUACAGAAAAGGAAACCUACAAGCAAAUACAUAAUUUUUUACAUUUUGUUCAGAAAUGUAUAGUAAACACUACCAAAGUAAGGUCUUUAAUUCUGACCGGUUUUACUAAUCGCAAUGCUUUCAGUGGAGUUUACUUAACAUGUUCGCUUGGCUGUUACUAGACAAUUGAAGAAGUAAAUGAUCUGUUGAUGAGUUUAAAUCCUAACACCCUAAACGAUGUUUAUAGCACAUUGCAGGAGAAUCUUCAGAUUCUUGGAAUACAUCCCCAUUAUGACUUUACGGAAUUCUCCAGAAGCGGUUGUUACAGCUGUUAUUUUUCUCUUCUCCAUUCUCACUUUUGUUUUCUAAAAUUUGUAAUGGGCCAACUUUCAUUGUGCAACCUGUCACUCUCAUAAAUGCAU